Trichobilharzia szidati is the source of this 3955-nucleotide messenger RNA. The record is from the annotation of a GenBank genome assembly. NCBI's taxonomy places the organism in Eukaryota, Metazoa, Platyhelminthes, Trematoda, Strigeidida, Schistosomatidae.
CUAAACUGACGCUUGUUUGAUGUUUGUUAUUUGAUUACAACGAUUUUAAAAGUUUGGGUUCAUUUAAUUUCAUUGGCAAUAAAAGCCGUGUAUAGUUAUCACAUUAAAGGGAAAAAUUUCUCUGGAUAUAAUGGUCGUUCAUCCUACAUUUUAUGACGUUACAAUAAUUAGAUCACCAGCCUAUGGUCUUGGCCUAGGCAUUUCUGGUAUUCACGAUUCUACAGAUUCGUCGACAAAAUUUAUAGUUUCGGAUGUCAUUAAAGGGGGUCCAGCCUAUGACAAAGUUAGUAAGGACGAUGAGUUGGUGGGUGUCAAUGGACAUAGUUUGUGUGGAAUGAAGUACUCGGAGGCAAUAAAGAUUUUACGAGAAUGCGGUGAAGAGGUAGAAUUACGACUGAUAAGGCACAAGGAGCAUACAGAAUUCUGCGACAAGGCUUCUGAUUUUGUGAAUGACAAUAUGAGUCGUCAUAACUCUUCGUUGUUAAGAAGACCAUCUCACUCUGAGUAUUGUGCAUCAACUUCUCAAAACUAUGACAUUCAUACAAUGAAAUAUCGUAGUGACACCGCUUUAUGGAAUAAUUGCCAUCAGUCCACGGAAUAUUUCACAAGGAAAUGUCCGAAACUUGUGGAAGUAUAUCUUAAAAGAAGAGACACAGGAGAAAGCCUUGGUGUAGAGCUUUUGAGUCGUUUAACCAUAGCUUCUGUCGAUGAAAAUAGCAUGGGAGCUCGAGCUGGUCUGAAACGCGGUGAUCGAAUUGUAACGCUUAAUGGGAUUAAUGCUGCUCAUUUAAGUCUUAUUGACACUGCGAAUAUGUUACGUCGUCAAGAAACUGUACUUCUGGUAGCUAGAGAACCUGAUUUAAAACAAAAUCACAUAUAUCAUAAUAUGGAUACAAUGCCGUUAGUAAAUUCAUCGAGUGUUCCAGCUGAUCUUUCCGGUUUGCUAAGUCAUCAUCAGUCAAUGGUUCCAAUGUUCCCUUCACAUAGUGCCUGUGAAGAUAAAACAGCAAUGAAACAUUUGGGACGAACAAAUCAGAUUGAUAAUCAUAUCUAUCAGAAUUUUGGACAACGCUGCAAAAGUUGUGAAGUGACAGGCUAUAAUAAUGCAUUUUGUGGAUGUGGUACAGUGUGUGUCAAUGGUCCUCCAAGUUCAGUCAUUUCUCAAGGCGAUAUUUCAAAUAUUUGUGGCGAUCAAUGUAAAUGCAAUCAUAAACAAAUUUAUAGUGUUUCACAAAUGAAAGCUAACACAGUGCAUGAAUCGAAUCCUAAUUUGUUAUGGUUGAAAAAAUCUAACACUCAAACACCACCUUUUGAUGAACAAAAUGGUUGCUUAGAUUAUCUGAAAGAAGAUGCAAAACGAGCAUUUAAUGUAUCGCAGUCACCGAAAACAAGAAAAGUGAUACUUCGUUUCAACAACAACAUUAAAGGUGAAAUUGGUUUAAUUCUAAUUGGAGGAAAUAAAACAGGGAUAUAUGUAGGCAAAGUGAUACCUGAUUCUAUAGCUGACCAAGCAGGUGUUGGCGAAGGAGACAAACUAAUAAAGCUGAACGGUACUGAUUUAAAAGGUUGGACUAAAGAGGAAGUAUUUCUAUCUUUAAUGGCAAAUGAAGAUAAAUUAAUACUUGAACUACUCUACGAUCCUUUAUCAUAUCAAAAGAUACGUGACAGUGAAGCUGUUCAUGAGAGUUUUCAUGUGAGAGCCAACUUUAAUAUGAAUCAAUAUGUGUCAGGUUCAUCAGCACUAAUAUCAUCGAUAAAGUAUUCAGGUCUUUGUAUCCUGAAAGGUGAUAUCUUUCAUGUACAAGAAACACUUGUAGAUGAUGCACUUGGAAGUUGGUUGGCAACCAAGGUUUAUCCGAAUACUAGUGACAUUGGCUUAAUACCGAAUGAGCAAAGAGCCCAACGUUAUAUAUCAGCUAAUCAACAUCAAGAAAACCAACAAACAGCAUUUACUUUACCACCAUACGAAAGAGUAGUACAGUUGGAUAAAUUUCCUUUCCCUCGACCAGUUGUUAUAUUUGGUCCGCUGUGCGAACUAGCACGUCAACGUCUUACACAAAUGUCAUCUAUAUCAUCAGCAAAAGUUGACUAUUUUAUUGAAGAACCAGUUAAAUUCAUUGUCCCGCCAAUUAAUUCAGCCUAUUCAAACAAUACUGGGAAAAACUAUCCAAUAGAUGAAGAGAAUAACAACAAGCCUUAUGGUUUGAUUAGACUAAGCGCAAUCAAUGAAUGCAUGAAAAGAGGUUACCAUUGUCUUCUAGACAUUGGUCCUGCAGCUAUUGAACGCCUCAUUCUUCUUGGAGUACCACCGAUAGUUAUAUUGAUUAAUCCAGCCUCAAAAUCUCAACUAAAAGAUUUAUUGAAACACUACUGGCAAUUCAAUAAAAAUUCCGCUGCCUUGUUCAUUCCAUCGAAAUUAGGCAGUCGUACACGUCCUACAAUUAAAGAGAUGGUCACUAUACUAUGGAAUUCUGUACUUCACUUACGUCAGUAUAAGUCGUAUUUUAUAACAGAUACUGUACCAUUGUUACCUGUAACUUCAAAAAAGAAUUCUUUCUCAGAGGUUGAAUGGUUACGUAAUCUCACUGAAGUAAUAAGACAUCAUCAAAAUUCACCGGUGUGGAUUGGUGAAGAAACAGAAAUAGGACAGUUGAAAGUCAAUGAAAUACUUGAAGACGAUGAUAUGCUUACAAAAGAGGAUCCUGAGACACCUAGACCUGGGUUAUGCAAUCAAACCGUUGAUAAUCUUGACUACGGAAAAGAAGUAAGAAAAGAAGACAUCAGUAAUAAUAAUAAUGCAAAGAAUGAAAGUCAUUCACAAGUGUGUCCAGAUAAUGUUUAUCCUAUCACUUCUGGCCAAUUACCAAUGUAUCAAUCGAAUGAAACAAGAUAUACUCAAAGAAAUGUUCCAUUUAAAUCAACUAAUGAAGUAAAAACAAAAAGUUCAUGUGAUUGUAAAUGUGGUUGUGACAAUAGAAAUUCAGUCAAUAAAGAAUCAUUUCAUCUCAGAGAGAUAAAUGAACAAAAAGAUGUUUUAUCCUCGAUAAACUUUCCUCCGCUAUCGUUAGAAACAUUGAAAUUACACAUUGAAUCAACUUCAAUAAAAUAUCCUCAAGUCGAUCAAUCUCAAUAUGAAAACAAACACCUCCCCAGUAAUAUACACUCUGUAAACGAAACAGAACCAGUUGACAGUCAAACACCAACAAUAAGUCCAACUUUAUCUUUGCAUCAAUUGGUUUUUGAUGACAAUACAUCUUCAGACUGUCGGCCAAGCGAUGAGCAGAAACUUCAGUCAUACGAUGUAAGAAGUAAUACACCUGACCCACAUUCUGUCCUAUCAUCAAUUGCUACAUCGCCGAGAACAAUUCUGGCUGAAAAGCACGGUGAGUUCGGCUCAGAAGGUGGCAUUUUAGAAAUACCCGAACAUAAAGUCUGUCUUAGAAUACCUGCUGGAGCUAUUUCAAAAGAAGAAGAAAUGCAAAAGAUAUUUCUCCGGGUCUAUGAUAGUGCAAAUGAGCUACCUUUGGAUGAUUUACACUCAGAAUCUCGUCUGUGCACAGAUAAACCUGUACUGGUAAGUCCAAUGGUUAUGUGCGGUCCUCGUGGUCUAAAAUUUCACAAACCAGUAGAAUUAACCGUUCCACGUUAUCCAUUGGAUUCUGAAUCGAGUGAUGAAUCAGAAACAAAGCGUGAUCAGCAUUUAGAAAAGUGGAAUUUAUCCUUGUUACAUGCUUCCGCCAUUUCUACAUCAACAUCUGCUGACGAAGAUUCUCUACCUAGGACUUCACGUUCAACUGAGCCAACUAAAUGGCAUGAAAUUCCAUUGAAUACUAAAAGUGAAUCAUCUUUAAAAAAGAAUAAACUCAGUCUUGAAGAACAAAGGAGUAGAAAUGAUCAAGGAAUACUUUCUAUUAUUAAAGAUUCACAAAUUUCAAUCCUUAUAGAUCAUUUCUAA